AUACGUUCUUUUUGGCCAGUUUUAUUGCUCCACUUUUCGGAUUCUUGGCACUACGGGUAUAUAAGAUCAUCGUAACCGGCGACAGAUCAGCACAAAUUGUCCAGUCCCCUCAAGCACAACUUACUCAAAAAGAACAAAGUUUGAAAACAUGAAGUUCUUCAUCGCCGCCUUCCUGAUCGCCGCCUGCGUGGCCCUCGUCCAGAGCAGUGUCAUCUACUCGCCGGUGUCCUCCGUUCCGGUGGUCCGUUCCGUGCCCGUUGUCCGCUCCGUUCCGGUGGUGCGCAGUGUGCCUGUGGUCCGCCAUGUGCCGGUGGUGCGCCGCGUCAACGUGGUCGAGUCCGUUCCAGUGGUGCCCUCCGUGGUGCGCGUUGGACACGCCGCCGUCUACGAUGCCCCACUGGUGCAGUCCUAUGGUGGAUGGUUGAAGCAGAAGUAGAAGGAUAACACUCAUGUACUUUUGAUGCGAAAUAAACACUGAAUAGAACGAACAAAUAUAUAUGUACUAGCAAAACUCAAA
Molecule: messenger RNA, 517 nt
Organism: Drosophila simulans
Lineage: Eukaryota; Metazoa; Arthropoda; Insecta; Diptera; Drosophilidae
Exons: 2
Coding region: 149-436 (95 amino acids)
Source: RefSeq, a predicted model, not a curated record